AUGUCCGAUGCACCUGAAGGCAUUGUCGAAUACGCCUAUGACCACAUCUCGGAAUGGUAUCUUCAAUGGGUAGACAACCAGAAAUCACCGCGAGAGAGGUAUGCCAAGAAGAUGCUUAAGGAGCUACAACCUUCGCCUUCGAUUCUAGAGCUUGGCUGUGGCCCCGGCGUUCCCGUCCUAAGACUGCUUCUCGACGACGGAGCAAAGGUAGUCGCCAACGACAUCUCGACUAAGCAAAUCGAAAUAGCAAAGGCCCGCUUCCCGGGUGCUACGCUGGUUGCGGGCGACAUGACAGCCCUCACCUUUGAGCCUGAGAGCUUUGAUGGAGCAGUCAGCUUUUACACGCUGUUCCACCUUCCACGGUCGAAGCUCAAGACUAUGCUCACCAAGAUCCAUGGUUGGCUGAAGCCUGGAGGAGUCUUUGUUUUCAAUCUCACAACCAUCGACGAGGAAGAAAUCCAUGGCGAAUUUUUGGGAUAUGGAAUGUUCUGGAGUAGCUAUGACCUGGACGGGAAUCAGGCACUGCUUAGAGAAACCGGGUUCGACUUAUUGCAGGUGGAAGUAUUGCAGGCAGGCGAUGGGAAACUGGGAGAGGAUGAUCCAGACUAUGACGCCGAGUUUAUGUGGGUGGUGGCACGGAAGAGAGAUUCUCCUGUCGGGCAGAAUACCGUAACUAUGAUGAAGUCGGGGGGAUGA
Messenger RNA from Colletotrichum spaethianum, 696 nucleotides. Its product is annotated as sterol 24-C-methyltransferase erg-4. The record is from RefSeq and is a predicted model, not a curated record. The coding region runs from base 1 to 696 and encodes 231 amino acids. Lineage: Eukaryota; Fungi; Ascomycota; Sordariomycetes; Glomerellales; Glomerellaceae. The transcript has a single exon.